UUCCGGGACAUGUAGUCGUGGAGUUCCCGAGGCCCUAUUUUGAGGGAGACCUUAAUUCUUUAGGUUUGCACGUCCCACAGUCACAGUCCAGUGCUACUUUUGCUCAGAAUUCAGCUUCGGACUGCCAAGAGAGAGUAGCCUGGUGUUGACUUCUCGUUCCCACAACGCUCUGCGGGGCCCCCGGCGCCUGCUGGGAGCUGUAGUCCUCGGUCUGCGUACUGCGUUCGCCGAGGGGGAGGGUGGAGCUGCCGGCGGCCCGGGCGGGCUGGCAGCUAGAGUGGGAACGGUAGCCGCCUCCGCUUCUGCCGCCUCCGCCGUCGCCUCCUCCGCCCGGGCCGUUCGCUGCUGCGCGGGGAGAGCGAGGCGGGGCCGCCGGGGCCGCCAUGGAGCCCGACUCGGUGAUUGAAGACAAGACCAUCGAGCUCAUGAACACUUCAGUUAUGGAGGAUCAAAAUGAAGAUGAGUCCCCAAAGAAAAAUACUCUUUGGCAGGUAGGAAUGACGACUGGGGGAGUGUGGACAGUGAUUUGGGAUAAAACCAGCUUGGAAUGUUUGAAAGUGUUAACAGGACACACUGGCUCUGUCCUUUGUCUCCAGUAUGAUGAACGUGUCAUUGUGACUGGUUCUUCAGACUCUACAGUGAGAGUCUGGGAUGUGAACACGGGUGAAGUUUUGAACACAUUGAUCCACCACAAUGAGGCUGUACUGCACUUACGCUUCAGCAAUGGACUGAUGGUGACCUGUUCCAAGGACCGCUCCAUUGCUGUGUGGGACAUGGCUUCUGCCACUGAUAUCACUUUACGCCGUGUCCUGGUUGGCCACCGCGCUGCUGUCAAUGUAGUAGACUUUGAUGAUAAAUACAUCGUGUCUGCCUCUGGUGACAGAACCAUCAAAGUCUGGAGCACGAGUACCUGUGAAUUUGUUCGUACUCUGAAUGGGCACAAGCGAGGCAUUGCCUGUCUCCAGUACAGGGAUCGGCUGGUUGUUAGCGGAUCAUCAGAUAAUACCAUAAGGCUAUGGGAUAUCGAAUGUGGUGCCUGUUUAAGAGUCCUAGAGGGACAUGAAGAAUUGGUCCGAUGCAUCCGGUUUGAUAACAAGAGGAUUGUCAGUGGGGCCUAUGAUGGGAAAAUUAAAGUUUGGGACUUGCAAGCUGCUCUGGACCCUCGGGCCCCAGCAAGCACUUUGUGUUUGCGCACGUUGGUGGAACAUUCUGGACGUGUGUUUCGGCUGCAGUUUGAUGAAUUUCAGAUCAUCAGCAGCUCCCACGAUGACACUAUUUUGAUUUGGGAUUUCUUAAAUGUGCCUCCCAGUGCCCAGAACGAGACCCGUUCUCCCUCCAGAACAUACACUUACAUCUCCAGAUAACAGUCUGCACUUUACCCGUUUCAGGGUUUCCUAGUCUUGAACUACUGGCUACAUGGCUACCAAAUGCCUAAGGGAGUUCUUCACAGCUGAGUUAAGAAGCUGGAAUUGGUUCUAGACGCUGGGUAGAUGCAAAGCAGCCUAACUCUUCCAAGUACCAACAUUUCUCACCUCCGAUUCCGGCCUCUACUUUGAGAAGGAUACCUUAGCUUCACCGACUUCCAGUAGAACAGAAGCCCAUUUCCUCCCCCAUCAGUGAAAAAAAAAUCUAAUGCUUCAAAUGUAAAUUGUUCAUAUAAAAGGAACGUACAGUCUGUUUUACAGAAGUAAAUCGACCAUCAAGAGAAGACUGGCCUCUAAUUUAUAUUGCUUUGCACUUUGGUCUGAUAUUAAGAAACAGCAUUCUUCUUUGGUGAAAUUUUGGGUGCCAAACACCUACCCAGAAUGUCCAGGGCUUUCCUUUUCAGAAGUUAGCAUUCUCCUUUUGACCGUCCAAGUCAUUAUGAAUUCUGACCUGUAUUAGGAACAUGUUGGACAAUGGAAAAAUUUCUCUGGAUUGUUUUAGUAAUAUUUUUUGGAUUAUACUUCCUUUCUGUACCAAUUUCUUUUAAUUUAAAGAACUAUAAGCCAGGUUAUAUUAUCUCCCAACAGGUAAUAUAGCUCUUUUCUUUUAUUAACUAUUCUGUCUGUACCCCAGCCAUCUCCUGAUAUUUGGUAGAGUAACACUUUUACACGUGUGCUUGCCUCCUAAUUUAAAAUACUGUAUCCGCAUGUAGAUAUAAUGUACAUAACAGUUUAACCUCAAGGUUGCUGGAGUCAGGGCCCCUGUGCCUGAGACACUAAUACAGAGUGUGUUCGCACUUAGCCAUGGGCUGGGCUCAAGAACCUGAUACCAGGGUUGAUGUGGAUUACCUAGGACCCUUCCUGCAGUAUUCAUAUGAUAUUUUUAUUUUGUCAUUGUCAUUUUGUGUGUAUGUGUGUGGUGUGUGUGUUUUUAAUGGGAAUCUUGUUUUAAAAUGUAAUUUCUAAAGUUUAACACAAAAUGUUUUAUUCGUUGUGUAGCAUAUAUAAUAGAGAGGUACCUUAACAUUUUUUUGUUUUUCUUUUCGUCAUAAAUACUCCUGAGUACUAGUGGUCACUUCCCAUGGUAUUCAUUUGACUUUACUGUCAAAGAUCAUUAUUCUGUGCAUUAGUACUAACCCUGGAAAGGGAGGAACAAGAAGGCCCUAUUGACUGGGUUUCGUGGCUCUGGAAUGCAUGCAUCCUAGCAUGGAUGUCGCAUCCUCGCCAGGGUGUUAACAAGGCCUGCUCAUAAUGUUGGAGCCCGUUACACCAGGUCAGGUUGGUUCAGAGGCCCAUCUCCAGUGGAAGGGUACUCCUAUGUGGUGUAAAGCUUCAAGCUCAUGAAUCCCAUUCCCGUCAUCUCUGGUGUCACCUGCUGCUGUGGCCCUGGCAGGUUCUCCAAACUCCCAAGUGCUCUGCAGCCCGAAUGUGUGAAUGGCACUAUCACGCUGACCGUGCACGGAAAGGACUUUGGCAUUCGGUUGGCACUCCUUUUCCCUUGUUCAAUAUUAGGUUCUGAUUUGCCCCUUGCCAUUGUUUCCAAAGAUUAAGGAAUGUCAGUAACAUUUUCAAGGACCAAUAAGAACCUCCUGUUGACUAAACCUCUUCCCGUGGAAGCACACUCUACUACUAAAGGGAAGGGCCCUGGGCUCUGUUUUGUCCUUUGCAUUGAGAACGGUGUGGGGAUCAAUGUGUGUGUAUGUGAUUUGUUUCUUGGGUUGGCUUGGCUUUUUAGUUUUUCUUUUUCCUUUUCUAAAAAUACAUCCUUCCCUCCCACAUGGUACCAAAUUAAUUUCUAUUUUUGAGCAGUUGAGUCUCCAAGUGUAAAAAAAAAAAAAAAAUAAGGAAAUCUCUAUUUGUGAGGUAGAUGUUGUAAGCUUGACAGUGGUUGUGGAAGUGAGUUAACUUUUACCACUCUCCACAUGACAGCUUUAUAUCAAACUGGUUAGGAGGGCCCAGGGGUGUGGGAGGGGCGGGGGGAGGAGGCAAUUCUUCUGAACGAAUGGACUUUUUGUUGUUGUUUUUGCAUGUUUAAUAUAGAAGUUCUUGUUCCUUGGGAGAUCAUGGCCUUCGAAUAUGCACACAACCUUUGAAUUGUGCCUACUAAAUUAUAGCAGGGGACUUUGGCACCCAAGGAAUUCUGACUUUCUGGGAUUAUAGUAGUAAUUCCCAGCCGUACCCUGGACUUUAUUUUGCUAACCAUAAUUGAGCAACUGUAAAUUACUGCUAUAUUAAUGUUUUAAAGCACUGGGAUAGUCUAAUUCUAACUUGUAAUUAAUUAUGUUUGCCAAUUAUCUGUUUGAAAUAAAUUUGUGUCUGAACAGCUAUGGAAACUGUUAAAUUGUACAGAUAUUAUUCAUGACAGCUUUGUACUGUGGAAUGUGCUUAAUAAAAAACAAAAAGUUUGACUUUUGUCCAAUAAAUUGCUAAGUAAUGUCAAUAAAUCAAGUAUGAGUAUUAUGCAGUACACCUAAUCUGGCUUCAUGCAAUUGUUACUUCAGCUACUAAUUCAAAGCCAAUACUCUUAAUAAAGUGUUGCAAUACUCUGA
Molecule: messenger RNA, 3973 nt
Organism: Leptonychotes weddellii (Weddell seal)
Lineage: Eukaryota; Metazoa; Chordata; Mammalia; Carnivora; Phocidae
Source: RefSeq, a predicted model, not a curated record